Meira miltonrushii is the source of this 1433-nucleotide messenger RNA. Its product is annotated as Aldo/keto reductase. Bases 19 to 1041 code for a protein of 340 amino acids. The record is from RefSeq and is a predicted model, not a curated record. Gene Ontology annotation, cellular component: cytoplasm. The transcript has 2 exons. NCBI's taxonomy places the organism in Eukaryota, Fungi, Basidiomycota, Exobasidiomycetes, Exobasidiales, Brachybasidiaceae.
GCACAAUUAUACAACAAAAUGACGCACAUUCCUAAAAAGACUUUUGGCAGUACUUCUGUCCCGGUUGGACAAAUGGGCUUCGGCGCAAUGAGUUUGGCCGGGUUGACAAAAGCACCAGUUGAACAAGAUAAAGUGAAUGCAAUCUUACAAGAAUGUUUGGAUAACGGUGUUAAUGUGAUUGACACCAGUGAUUUUUACACACAAACUGCCACUCAACAACUUGGUUAUGGUGAAAAACAAAUUGGUCAAUUCUUGGCCGCAAACAAAGAACGACGCAAAGAGGUCUUCUUGUGCACUAAGUUUGCUAUGCGAUUCAUCGAUGGUGCAAGUGUAAAGGACAACACUGCUAAAUGGUGUUUGGAAGCAUGCAAGGAUUCCUUACAACGCCUGCAAGUUGAUUAUAUCGAUUUGUAUUAUUGCCACAGAUAUGAUGGUAAAACAGAUCCAAAGGAGACGGCAAAGGCAAUGAAGCAACUCAAAGAAGAAGGAAAGAUUAAAUACGUCGGCGUUUCAGAAUUCCCAAUUGAGAAAUUGAAGCAAUUCAACGAAGUUUGCCACGUUGAUGCUGUCCAAAACGAGUUCAGUCCAUUCACACCUGAGGUGUUGCGAUUGGGUAUCAUUGAAUGGUGCGAACAAAAUGGAACUGCAUACGUUGCAUACUCUCCACUCGGUAGAGGUGUAUUCACUGGAGCAGUCAAACGUGCAGAAGACGUUGAUCCGAUCUAUCAACAGCUCAACUUACCUCGAUUGACAGGUGAAAAUUUUGACAAAAAUGUCAAAUUAGUCGAAAAAGUCGAAUCGAUCGCCAACAAAAAAGGUGUAAAACCAGGUCAUGUGACGUUAGCCUGGGUAAUCGCAAAAUCUCCAAUGAUCAUUCCUAUUCCGGGAACGUCUAAAUUGGAAAAUUUGAAGGAUAACAUUGCUGCUUCGAAGACACAAUUGACAAAAGAGGAAAUCAAAUCGAUCGAUGAUAUCGUUUAUUCGUUUGACGUUUCGGGUCGAAGAUACUUUGGUGCAGGCAACGAUAAUCUGUCCCACUAAACAGGUUUUUGUAGGAAAAUAACCAUCUCAUAGCUCGAGAAUGAAAUACAAAUUCUUGUGACCGGUAGAAACCGCAUGAAUAGAGGAAGGACUAAUGAAGUAUAUUAUCUGCUUAAUGACAACGUCUGAUCACGCAGAAUUUAUAUGUCUUGACACAAUCUCACAUUCCUGAUCAUUGCAGUCUCUGUCAAGUUCUACAUCAUAUUUAAAGCUGUUGAAUGGAAUAUCUAGUGUCAGUGUGGGUUCAUUCAUGACCGCUCCACCACAAUCACUCACCUUUGAUCCCAUGAUCAACUCUUUCAAUCCUUGAGGGUCCAAUUGAGAGUCCGGGUACGGCAACCAAGGACCAGGGAAAUGUUGAGCAGCACCAUCGACUACAAAUUUCGCACCGG